Messenger RNA from Diaporthe batatas, 1341 nucleotides. RefSeq lists its product as uncharacterized. The coding region runs from base 1 to 1341 and encodes 446 amino acids. Lineage: Eukaryota; Fungi; Ascomycota; Sordariomycetes; Diaporthales; Diaporthaceae. The record is from RefSeq and is a predicted model, not a curated record. The transcript is spliced from 7 exons.
AUGAGAGCCGGUUGGAACCGAGUCGCCAUCCUGGUGCGGUCCCCCACCGCUAUACCCACCGGCACCCGCUGCCUGGUCCUGCAAGAGUGGACUUGCAUCUGGGACCUAUGGACAUUCAGCUAUUCCCUCUCCGGCGUCGAGGAGGAGGAGCCCCACCGCGCCGAGGUCAACCUCUUCCGGUCUGCCUCUGGAAUGGGGAACCCAGCAGAUAUCCCGGUCCAGUCCCCCGCCGCCAUGCCCACCGGCACCCACUGCCUGGUCCUGGAGCAGUGCAAGCCACACGAGGUGGCAGGGAUUCACCGCGCCCUCGGGCUGGGCUACUCGCAGCACCAGCGGGACCAGCACCAGCGGGACCAAGUCGAAGCCAUGUGGCUGGACGGCCAGGCCCGCGACGGGAACGGCGACCCGGUCCACGGGCGCCUGCACAUAUGGUACACGAGCAUCCGCGCGGCGCAGGAGGCAAAGAUGCGCUGCAUCCGCGCGGCCCAGGAGGCGAAGAUGCGCUGGCCCCCACUGGAAUACGAGUGGGACCCCUGCUCCAACUCCCCGCCGUCGCUGAUACUGAGCCUCGAGGAGAUACAGGCCGGCGAGGUCGCCAUGUUCAAACACAGCCACCCGUUCGUCAACCUUAUCGAGGUCAACCAGGACACCAUCUUCGAGGUCAACCAGGACACCAUCUUCAACGCCGUCAUGAACGGCCUCGUCGACACGACGCGCGUGUACUGGCGGCCAGGAUGCGCUGGUCCCCCCUGGAGUACGGGUGGGACCCGUGCUCCGACUCCCCGCCAUCGUCCGACUGCUGUGAAGAGUGUCGCCACCGCCAACGCCCUUUGGAAGACUGCUGAGAAGGCUCUGACCACCGCCGUUGCCCUUCCGAAGACUGCUGUGAAGGGUGUGGCCACCGGAAGCACCCUCCCUCAGACUGCUGUGAAGGGUGUCGCCACCGGCAGCACCCUCACCCUCAUGCUGCGACUCGAGGAGAUCCAGGCCGGCGAGGUCGCCAUCUUUCAGCACAGCUACCCCUUUGUGAACCUCAUCGAGGGUGUCAACCGGUCAGGUUCACUUCGCGACUGGCUGGUUCACGGCAGCGCCAUUUCUAUUCAUGGCCUGUCCGCCCCUCGACUGAAGCUGCGACUCGAGGAGAUGCAGGCCGGCGAGGUCGCCGUCUUCAAGCACAGCUACCCCUUUGUGAACCUGAUCGACGGUCUCAACCGGUCAGGUUCACUUCGCGACUGGUUCACGGCAGCGCCAUUUCUAUUCAUGGUCUCUCCCAUCGAGGAGGCCUGGCUGGUCGACUGUGGCCCUGAUUCACCACUCAGCCUCGAUUUCUCGGGCACCUGA